Messenger RNA from Monomorium pharaonis (pharaoh ant), 2690 nucleotides. It is a transcript of the gene Mob3, whose product is annotated as MOB kinase activator-like 3. NCBI's taxonomy places the organism in Eukaryota, Metazoa, Arthropoda, Insecta, Hymenoptera, Formicidae. Gene Ontology annotation, cellular component: nucleus; cytoplasm. The coding region runs from base 307 to 1014 and encodes 235 amino acids. The record is from RefSeq and is a predicted model, not a curated record. Gene Ontology annotation, molecular function: protein kinase activator activity. The transcript has 5 exons. Gene Ontology annotation, biological process: signal transduction; positive regulation of protein phosphorylation.
UGACGACCACUGAUGACGUUCAAUGAGUUCAAUCGUUGUCAAUCGCAGGACGAAUUUCAGUGCAUUUAGAGUGUAUGAGAAGUGUGUUCCGGAUCGAAUAUUCUUCCGCAGUUCACCCAUGUGAUGCGAGAAAAUAUUUCACUGUAAUUUUUUUUUUUUUUUUUUAAUACCGGCGAACGCGAGCGCGUAGAAUGAGUAAGAUGAAAAUUCAGAGUGACGCCUAGGCCAAGUGCUUCCUCUUUCCUCAAAUUUCUUAUGAGAAUAUACAAUUGGGAAUAACAGUGACAAUAAACUUUCGUACGCACGAUGACCACAUUAAGCGGGUUUAUAGAAUUCUUCCAAAAAGGCAAGACAUUUAGACCUAAGAAAAAAUUUGCUCAUGGAACAUUGCGUUACUCCUUAUACAAACAAGCUCAAGCUUCUCUCAAUUCUGGAAUCAAUCUGAGAUCUGCUGUCAAAUUACCUCCUGGAGAAGAUCUGAACGAUUGGAUCGCUGUUCACGUUGUGGACUUUUUUAAUAGAAUAAAUCUUAUAUAUGGUACUGUGUCCGAGUACUGCGAUUCGGCAUCUUGUCCAACAAUGAGUGGUGGAGCACGUUUUGAAUAUUUAUGGGCAGAUGGUGAAAAAUAUAAAAAGCCAACAGCAUUACCAGCGCCACAAUACGUUGCUCUUCUUAUGGAUUGGAUUGAAGCUCAAAUAAAUAACGAAACCGUUUUUCCAGUGUCAACAGAUGUGCCAUUUCCGAAGACAUUUAUACCACUGUGUAGAAAAAUUUUGACACGUCUCUUUAGAGUUUUUGUCCAUGUAUAUAUCCAUCAUUUUGAUCGUAUUGUAGCAAUAGGAGCAGAAGCACAUGUAAACACAUGUUACAAGCAUUUCUACUAUUUUGUAACAGAAUUUGAUUUAAUUAAUCCCAAGGAAUUAGAACCAUUAGCUGAAAUGACUGCCAAAGUGUGUAAGGAUAGUGUGCCUCCUACUCAAACCACAACACCAUCAAGCAAUCAAGGCAGAUAGUUAUUUUAUAGCCAUAUUUGUCUAAUAUUACAAUUUAUAGAAAAAUAACAUAACUUCCAGAGUAACAAAUUGUAGAAGAAAUCACUCGUUUCAUACGCGGAUAUAAUACAAUUUGUAAUCUUUUACUAUAAUAAUAUGCCACUAUAAUAAAUAAUAUGCCACUUUUUUAAAGAUAAUAAUUUACGUAAAAGAUAUUAGUAACGUUACAAAAAUAUACCUUAUGCACAUUGUCUUACUGCAAAAAAUUAUCAUAACGCAUUAUAAUACACUUACAAAAUUUUUAUUCCAGUAUAUCAUAAUGCUCUUAAAAUAUAGUUAUAGGUGCAAUAUUUGUAAUUUAUCAUAUGUUAUUUAUGUUAAUUAUUUCCAAAAUUGAAACAAAUAUCUAUUGAAUAUUUAUAUUAUUAUAUCAUUUCGAAAAAAGUUAAACAUUUUAUUUCUUCUAACUCUUGCAUCAUAAGACAUUGCAUUAAACUGUACAAUAUAACAAUGUAUCUAAUUUUGAUUAACAAUUUUUUCUUGUCAUUUUCCCUGUAGAUCUUAUUUGGAUUACCAAUUGUGUACAAAAAUAUUCUUUUUUAUGAAAUAUAAUAUUACAAAUAUUAAUUUGUAAUAAAAUAUAAUUAAAUAAUGAAAAAUUUAAUAAAAAAUGAAUUUCUUUAACGUAAUUAAUAAUUCAAGCAUUUAUUUACUUUGAAAACUAUAUAAAUGGAAUAUAAAGAUCUGGUGCAGUAUAUAUAAAAUUAAUAAAAUUAAAGGAAUAUUAAUAUUCAUUUUCUACUACUAGAUUAAAAAUGUUUUAAAUAUUUUAGACGCAAGAACCUUCGAGAAGUGAAUAAGAUCAAAUUGCUCUAAUUCUUUAUAUAUUUCUAAAAUAUUUUCUUUAUGGCUUAAAAUAUACGUUUAAAUAUACGUUUUAACUCUUAACAUUUUUAUUUCAAGACUAUUUACAUGAUAGAAUUUAAUCCUCCCUUAUUCUUGACAAAGUGUUAAUGUAGAAAUAACUAAUAAAAAUAUAAUUUUUCUUAAUAAUCUGCAUAAUUAUAUAUGUAUAAAAAAAAGAUCAAUUUCAUAUUUACACAUUUUCUCAUCCACGCCAAAGAUUAUUAUGCUGUGUGUAAUGAAUUGUAAUUAACUUUUUUAUAUUAUACAUUUAUAGCGAUGACUGUAAAUAUUAUGUAAUUUUAUGAUUUAACUCUUAAGUAUAGACAUGUAGUUUGUCGAAAUUGAUUGUUAUAUUUUUAAAUGUUUUUUUAAUAUAGUGUUAAUAGUGUGUUUAAUAUUUUGUACAUGUUAAUAUCUUUCUAUAUUUGCUAAAUAUGUAAUAAGCAAUUCAGUUAAUGAAUAGAUUAAAAAAACUUUACUAAUAGUUUAUUGAACCAUUACUGAAAUUUAUAUCUUGCAUAUGCAUGUACGCCUGUGUACACGUAAGAUUAAAAAUUUAUUUUAAAUAUAUUUUAAAUUAUCAUAAAAUAUGUUCAUAUAUUAUGAUAAGUACAAUUUAAAUACAAUCCGAACAAAUACAAAUAUUGAUUGAAAUAUUCUGCGACCUUUGAAUCUAUUGUUAGAUAAUUGACAUAAUUGUAUGUGUAUUGUGUAAGUAAAAAUAUAUUGUUUAUUUACUGAUAUUACAUGUCAUUUUCAUAAAUUAAAUAAAAAUUGCUUUUAAAUAUAAA